Molecule: messenger RNA, 1474 nt
Organism: Sphaeramia orbicularis (orbiculate cardinalfish)
Lineage: Eukaryota; Metazoa; Chordata; Actinopteri; Kurtiformes; Apogonidae
Gene: acat2
Product: acetyl-CoA acetyltransferase 2
Exons: 9
Coding region: 84-1271 (395 amino acids)
Molecular function (GO): acyltransferase activity, transferring groups other than amino-acyl groups
Source: RefSeq, a predicted model, not a curated record
UGAGGCUCACAUUCAGUAUCAACAGUACACCGUGGACACAGCAGCAGCAGCACCUUGAAUCACUGACUCCAGCCUUCAUUAAAAUGAACUCCGAGCCUGUUGUCAUCGUCUCUGCUGCGCGGACACCAAUUGGGUCCUUGAAUGGUGCUCUGUCCACGGUGCCUCUGCAUGACCUGGGUUCAGUGGUGAUCAAGGACAUCCUGAAGCGGGCUGAAAUAAAGCCAGAAGAGGUCUCUGAGGUUAUCAUGGGACACGUCCUAACAGCAGGUCAGGGACAAAAUCCAGCACGUCAGGCCAGUGUUGGGGCAGGUAUCCCAUACUCUGUCCCUGCUUGGAGCUGCCAGAUGGUGUGUGGCUCCGGGCUGAAGGCUGUGUGUCUGGGAGCUCAAUCCAUUCAGACUGGAGAGACCACUGUGGUAGUUGCAGGGGGCAUGGAGAGUAUGAGCAGGGCUCCUCAUACAGUACAAAUGAGAGCAGGAGUGAAAAUGGGUGAUGCCUCCUUGCAGGACUCAAUGGUGGCUGACGGUCUGACAGAUGCCUUUCAUGGCUACCACAUGGGCAUCACAGCUGAGAAUGUGGCAAAGCAGUGGGGUAUAACGCGAGAGGACCAAGACCUGUUUGCUGUUCAGUCCCAAAAUAAAACCGAGGCUGCUCAGAAAGCAGGACACUUUGAUCAAGAGAUUGUCCCGGUCAUCGUGCCAUCCAGGAAAGGUCCAGUGGAGGUGAAGGUGGAUGAGUUUCCUCGCCAUGGCAGCAACAUGGACAGCAUGUCCAAACUCAAACCCUGCUUCAUCAAAGACGGCACUGGCACUGUCACUGCUGGAAAUGCCUCAGGUAUUAAUGAUGGGGCAGCAGCAGUUGUCCUAAUGAGCCAAUCAGAUGCUGUGAGACGUGGAUUGAAACCCAUGGCCAGAAUUGUAUCAUGGGCCCAAGCUGGUCUUGAACCCUCCGUCAUGGGAACUGGGCCGAUACCAGCCAUCAGGAAAGCAGUUGAGAAGGCAAGCUGGCAGCUAGAUCAGGUCGACUUAUUUGAGAUCAACGAAGCAUUUGCAGCUCAGUCUGUUGCUGUGGUCAGAGAACUUGGCCUGAAUGUAGACAAGGUGAAUGUAAGUGGCGGAGCUAUUUCAUUGGGCCAUCCUAUCGGCAUGUCCGGCUGCAGAGUGCUGGUGACCCUGUUGCAUGCCCUUCAGAGGACUGGAGGACGUAAAGGUGUGGCGUCACUCUGUAUCGGAGGAGGGAUGGGCAUUGCUUUGUGUGUGGAGCGAGUCUGAGAUGACGCAAUUGUGCUCUACAGAUUGCACUUAAUCUUAAAUGUAAGGGAUACUGAAAAACCUUGUUUACAAAGCUACGUGAUUUAAUUUAAAAUGUAAGUUUACGUGAUGCUGUCACUGUAUAAUUUAGGGUGUGGAGAUCAUAUGUCCUUAGCCUCAUGGCGUAAUUACCUAAAUCACAUUUUUUUUCAGGGCAUGUGAUG